Dama dama (fallow deer) is the source of this 1291-nucleotide messenger RNA. RefSeq names its product small ribosomal subunit protein eS4, X isoform-like. Gene Ontology annotation, cellular component: ribosome; cytosolic small ribosomal subunit. Gene Ontology annotation, molecular function: RNA binding; structural constituent of ribosome. The record is from RefSeq and is a predicted model, not a curated record. Gene Ontology annotation, biological process: translation. Bases 1 to 1215 code for a protein of 404 amino acids. Lineage: Eukaryota; Metazoa; Chordata; Mammalia; Artiodactyla; Cervidae. The transcript is spliced from 6 exons.
AUGGCUGCAACAGUGAGUCAGCAGCUCACCCAGGAGCCAGCAGCUCAGGCUUGGCGUUGGCUGGCUCUGCUCAGUGAGUCCUGCAGCUGCCCCGGCCGGCUCUGCAGCACCCCACCUCGGCCCUGCGGCUGUCUGGGGAAUGGCGUGGCUCCUCCCUGUCAUGAUCUAAAUGUGCAGUCAUUUGUGACGCUGAAGAUUUCCCUGCAGAUGGAGCUGCUGGUGCCAAGGUCAGAGAAGGGGGUUGUGCCUGUGCACAUUCGCUUUGGUCUGCAGAACAAGACUGUACUCCCAGCACCAGAGCUCAUCGGGAAGAUGUACAUUCAACAGGUUGGGACAGGGGAUGUAGGCCAUACUCCCCAGCAACCAACCUACUUCCUGCUUGCGGAAAUAGUUGAGCAAAGUGAGAAGGUUGGGAAGAAGGCAGGCCUCCAGAACAUUGAGGCUCCAAAACAUUGGAUGCUGGAUAAACUGACUGGUGUGUUUGCCCCUUGUCCAUCUACCGCUUCCCACAAGCUGAGAGAAUGUCUGCCCCUAAUCAUUUUCCUAAAGAGCAGAUUUAAGUAUGCCCUAACAGGAGAUGAAAUGAAGAAGAUUUGCAUGCAGCAUUUCAUUAAGAUCAAAGGCAAAGUCCACACCAAUACAACCUACCCUACUGUUUUUAUGAAUGUCAUCAGCGUUGAUAAGAUUGGAGAGAAUUUUCAUUUGAUCUAUGACACCAAGGAUCGCUUUGCUGUUCAUUGUAUUGAGAGACAACCUUUCAGUAUUAUACCUGAGGAGGCCAAGUAUAAGUUGUGCAAAGUAAGAAAGAUCUUUGUGGGGAUAAAAGGAAUCCCUCAUCUGGUGACCCAUGAUGCUCGCACUAUCCAUUACCCCAAUCCCCUCAUCAAGGUGAAUGACACCAUUCAAAUUGACUUGGGGACUGGCAAGAUUACUGAUUUCAUCAAAUUUGACACUGGUAACCUGUGCAUGAUGAUGGGAGGUGCUAACCUGGGAAGAAUUUGUGUGAUUACCAACCGGGAAAGACAUCCAGGCUCUUUUGAUGUAGUUCACGUGAAAGACGCGAAUGGCAACAACUUUGCCACAUGGCUCUCGAACAUUUUCAUUAUUGGCAAAGGUAACAUACGGUGGAUCUCUCUUCCCCGUGGAAAGGGUAUUUGCCUUACCAUUGCUGAGGAGAGAGACAAGAGACUGGCAGCCAAACAGAGCAGUGGAUAAAAUGAUCUCUAUGUGAUGUGAUUGGAAAAGUCUUUGUACUUAAUUAAAGAUAAUACCAAGUGAUUAAUAAAAAAAA